Messenger RNA from Cherax quadricarinatus, 9201 nucleotides. NCBI's taxonomy places the organism in Eukaryota, Metazoa, Arthropoda, Malacostraca, Decapoda, Parastacidae. The record is from RefSeq and is a predicted model, not a curated record.
GUUUAGAGAGCCUAUAAAGCGAGCCUGGCAAAUGAUCCUGUAGUGCACCAGAAAGGUUUACCAGGAUAGCACCGCUACAUAACUCUGGCUGCUGUGUUAACUAGAUAUAACUAAGUGCGCGGUAACUUCCAUCACUUGCUCUUGUACACUGGUAUAAAGACCACAGGACCAUGCCGGCCUACGCAGAAACUCUCACAGAGACCAAACCUGAAGACCCAGCCAUGAUCACACCUCUCAACGAUGACAUCAAGAGAUCUAGUGGAGCUCGUGGCCGGGAGGGUGUGGUAAUUAGUGGCAUGUCCGGCCGCUUCCCAGAGAGCAAUAACAUUGAGGAGUUUGCCAAUAACCUCUUCUCUGGGGUGGAUAUGGUCACUGAGGAUGGUCGCCGCUGGGUGCCAGGUAUCCACAAUCUUCCUAAACGCUCUGGCAAGCUGCCUGAUCUCACCCACUUUGACAGUGCUUUCUUCAGUGUGUCUCCACGUCAGGCUCAUGCCAUGGAUCCCCAGCUACGCCUUCUGCUGGAGCUCACCUAUGAGGCCAUUGUAGAUGCUGGCAUGAACCCAAGUGAGCUGCGAGGGCGUCGUGUGGGCGUAUAUGUGGGUGUGAGUAGCAGUGAGAGCGAGGAGGCAUGGACAGCUGACCCAGCUGUUUCUGGCUAUGCUCUUACUGGCUGUUGCCGUGCCAUGUUUCCCAACAGAUUAUCCUAUACUUUUGACUUCAAAGGUCCCAGCUUCGCAAUAGACACAGCUUGCUCUUCCUCGAUGGUGGCUCUUCAGACAGCAUGGUUGGCAUUAAGUGAUGGGGAAAUUGAGGCAGCAGUGGUGGGAGGUACUAACCUUACACUCAAGCCCCAGAACUCUAUGCAAUUCAAUGCUCUCAAUAUGCUUGCAUCUGAUGGCAAGUGCAAGUCUUUUGAUGCCUCUGGUGAUGGGUAUGUGAGGAGUGAGGCAGCUGCUGUGAUUUUCCUCCAGCGUGCAUCUGAAGCUCGCAGAGUGUAUGCCCAUGUUGUCCAUGCUCGGGCAAACACUGAUGGGCACAAGGGUGAAGGGGUUACUUUCCCUUCAGGAAAAGUACAAAGAGACCUAAUGCAGGAUUUGUACAGCCAUGCUGGCAUCUCUCCCCUGGAUGUAACAUACAUUGAAGCCCAUGGAACAGGCACCAAGGCAGGUGACCCUCAGGAGGUAGGGGCCCUAGCAGAGGUGUUCUGCCCUGGUCGCUCAACACCACUCCUGAUGGGCUCAGUUAAAUCCAAUAUGGGCCAUUCAGAACCUGCAUCUGGCCUCUGCUCCAUAGUCAAGGUACUACUGGCAAUGCAGCGGAAAGAGCUACCUGGAAAUCUGCACUUCUCUUCUCCCAAUCCCAACAUCCCACCACUGUUGGAUGGCAGGAUCAAGGUGGUGAGCAAGAACACACCUUGGUCUGGUGGCUAUGCUGCAGUAAACAGCUUUGGCUUUGGUGGUGCCAAUGUCCAUGUCUUGUUGCGUUCCCCUGAGGACUUUGUAAAGCCUGCUUCUCCAUCUCACUCCAGGGGUAUCCUCAUACCCUCCACUCAGAGAAUAAACCCAGCAUCCUCUUCGUCAAGUGGUAUGUCUGAAGAAUGUAACUUUAAUAUGAAUGCAACUGAGAAACUCAACCAGGAGGACAGUACUUUUUCAAAGCAGCCCAGGUUGGUGGUGGCUUCCGGUCGUACAGAGGAGGCAGUGACCACACUUCUGGAGGGAAUUAAAAAUAUGGCUACCCCAGCACUAUGUGGCCUUCUUGAUAAACUGUCUGAUAUGCCCACCAAUAGCCAUCCAACUCGUGGAUAUGUGGUUAUUAAUUCAGAAAAAGAAGUCUUGCAGGUGUCAGAUGUCUCGCCCACUCCAAGACCCCUGUGGCUGGUCUUCUCUGGGAUGGGUUCCCAGUGGAGUGGCUGUGGCCGUGCACUCUUUUGCCUCCCCGUAUUUGCUGCUUCAAUCAGGCGGUGUCAUGCUGCCCUCCUGCCACUUGGACUUGACCUUACACAAAUUCUGACUAGUGAAGACCCUUCUGUAAUGUCAUCGACAGCAGCUAGCUUCUCAGCCAUUGCUGCCAUGCAGGUGGGCCUUGUGGACCUGCUAAAGCAUGUUGGGGUGCCGGAGGUAGCUGGGGUAGUGGGACACAGUGUCGGGGAAUUGGGAUGUGCCUACGCUGAUGGAGCUCUAGCAGCUGAACAAACGGUGUUAGCAGCUUAUUGGCGAGGCAGGGCUGUUCAGGAGGCCACCUUACCCCCAGGUGCCAUGGCUGCUGUUGGUCUGAGUGCAGAAGCAGCAGAGAAGUGGUGCAAGGAUGGUGUAGUGGUGGCUUGCCAUAAUGCCCAUGAUUCUGUCACUCUGUCGGGUCCAAAAGAAGCCAUCGAAGAAGUGCUGGAGAAGCUCACAGCUGAAGGAAUAUUCUGUCGUGCAGUAAAGUCAGAGGGUGUGGCCUUCCACCAUCCGUCCCUCAAAGCUGCUGCCCCAUGCCUCCUUCAAGAACUAAGCAAGGUGAUUCUGUGUGCCCGGCAGCGGUCCUCAAGGUGGAUUAGUUCUUCAGUGCCUGAAACUCGCUGGAGUGAGCCAGGAGUUAACUUUGCUUCACCAGAGUACCUUGUCAACAACCUUCUCUCUCCAGUGCUGUUUGCCGAAGCACUAGAAAAAAUCCCUGCUGAUGCUGUGGUAGUGGAAGUGUCCCCUCAUGGCCUGCUACAAGCCAUUCUGAGGAGGUCAAUGCCACAGGCUGUGCCUAUCCCACUUAUCAGGAAAGAUGCAAAGUGCCCUCUAACACACUUCUUGGAGGCUCUGGGGAAGAUGUACAUGUGUGGUGUGAGCAUGGAUGUGAGCACACUGUACCCUCCGCUUCCCAUGCCUGUCCCUCACUCCACCCCCUCUAUUGCCAGCCUUAUCAGGUGGGACCAUAGUCAGGAGUGGGAUGUGGCUCGUUUUAGCACCUCUCCAGCUGGCUCAGAGUAUGAGGUGAAGGUGGACUUGGAGUCUGAGGAGCACCAUUACCUGGAAGGCCACACAAUUGAUGGACGUAUCAUUUUCCCUGCUACAGGCUACCUGGUGCUGGCUUGGCAAGCAUUGUGCCGCCUGAAGGGUACACAGUGGAAUGAGACACCAGUCACCUUCAGCAAUGUAACACUCCAUCAAGCCACUGUCCUCUCUUCCUCUACCAACACCCCUGCUGCAGCCACCACCCUAGUUGUCAGAAUCUUGCUGGUCAAAGGAGAAUUUGAGGUAGUUGUAGGUGAUUCAGUGGCAGUCUCAGGUUGUAUUCACCUAGGAGCAGACCACACUGGUGAAAGCAAGCAUUUGCUUGAUAUCCUUGCUUCAGCAGCUGAAGGAAAUGGAGAGAUUCUUUUACAGAAAGAUGUGUACAAAGAACUUCGUCUCAGAGGCUAUCAUUAUGGAGGCCUUUUCCAGGGCAUUGCUGAAACAGACCUAAAAGGUACCCAUGGAAAACUUAUGUGGAAAGAGAACUGGGUGGCAUUCCUUGACACGAUGCUCCAGUUUUCUCUGCUUGGGGUCAAACAACGUGCUCUGAUGCUUCCCACCAGAAUACGCAAAAUUUCUGUAAACCCCAGCAAACUCCUUGACCAUAUGAAGCAGGAACCUGACCCAAAGACAGUGAUGGUACAACAAAACUCUCAUGUUGGAGUAAUAGCUUGCGAGGGUGUGGUCAUUCAGGGACUGAAGGCCACAUUGGCUCCAAGAAGACCUAUUCAGGACCGACCUCUGCUCGAGACUUAUCAGUUCGUUCCACUCCAUCUGACAGAUCAUCAUCAGAUCUCAUCUCGUAUGACAGCAGAGACAAGUCUAGGAGUUCUCGUGGAUAUAGCCAUAGAGAACUCAUUAGGUCUAGGGUUGAAAGUUGUAGAGAGCAUUUCUCAAACCAUAACCAGUACUGUCCUGGAAACUUCUGUGGCACUUACUCUUACAAAUCUCCUCAUCUUAAAACCACAGCUUAAGGUUGACUACAUCCUACACACAGCGGAUAAAUUAUCAGGUGAAGAGGAGCAGCAGCUUGGUUCUGCAGGAGUAGUAGUGAAGGCUGACCUUGCUUCUAGCUUGUCUCCACCCCCACAUCUCCUCAUCCUCCAUCAAUGUCAAGAUAAAGAAAUAGUUGACAAGCUGAGUUAUGGCUCCUUCAUCAUGACAAACAACGAAGAUAUGGGAGAAAUUCUAAAAGAAGCUGGGUGCUAUGAGAUUGCUUCGGUUCAGAAGAUUGGCAUGAAGCUGUUCAGAAAAAGACAGGUUGAGGGUCCUCAUACAACACUGGAGGUCUGUGGCACUGAUACUGACUUCUCAUGGGUGGAAAUGUUGAAGGAGAAGACACUGGCCCCAACGAAGGAAAAUUUAUGGCUUGUAUCUUCAGGUGAUGCCUCUUCAGGAAUCCUGGGACUUUUAAAUUGCCUCAGGAAAGAACCAGGAGGAGAGAAAAUAAGGUGUCUUUUUGUUCCUGAAGGAAAGGCAGUAAUAAGCUCCACUUUGCUUGCUCAUGACUUGGCUGUCAAUGUCUGUUUCGAUGGUGUCUGGGGUACUUAUAGACACCUGUCUCUGGGACAGCUGGCCCCUCAGCCCUCCAAACACGCUCUACUGAAUGUGGCUACUCGUGGUGACCUAGCCUCCCUCACCUGGUUCCAGAUGGGCUCUCUACAUUCUUAUGACAAAGCUGAUGAUGGCUUGAGAUUGUGUGAAGUUUACUAUGCCCCACUAAACUUCCGUGAUGUGAUGCUGGCCACAGGAAAAUUACCACCUGAUGCUCUUCCAGGAGAUCUGGCUACGAAGGAAUGCAUCUUGGGCUUAGAGUUUUCUGGUGUGAGUGAGGGAAAGCGUGUUAUGGGUCUGGUUGCUGCAGGUGGGUUGGCCACCAAUGUGAGGGCUGACCCCUUACUUACAUGGUCUGUUCCUGCCUCCUGGUCUCUUAAGGAUGCUGCUACUGUUCCUGUAGUAUACGCCACAGCAUACUAUGCAUUGGUGGUACGUGGUGGGCUACGACAAGGGGAGAGUGUACUCAUCCAUGCUGGGUCUGGCGGAGUGGGGCAGGCAGCUAUUAGCAUUGCUCUAGCCCAUUCCUGCACAGUCUACACCACAAUCAGCACCACACAGAAGAAGGAAUUCCUGCAAAAACGCUUCCCUCAGCUUAAAGAUGAAAACUUUGCUAAUUCACGUGAUGUGAGCUUUGAGUAUGCAGUAUUGGAACGAACUGGUGGCCGUGGUGUGGAUAUCGUACUGAACUCUUUGGCUGGGGAUCUGCUCCAGGCCUCAGUCAGAUGCCUUAAGGAGCAUGGUCGCUUCCUUGAGAUAGGCAAAGCUGAUCUCUCCAACAACACAGCAUUGGGCAUGGCAAUCUUUCUGAAGAAUGUGACUUUUCAUGGCAUCUUGCUAGAUGCACUAUUUGAUGCCUCCCCUGAAGAGCGACAGCGUCUCAAUCAGUUGGUAGUGAAAGGCUUGAAAACAAAAGUUGUGACACCUCUGCCUUCCACACUCUUCACCAGGGACUGUGCUGAGGAUGCCUUCAGGUACAUGGCGACUGGGAAACACAUUGGUAAGGUUUUGCUGGAGGUGAAGCCAGAAGUAACUGGCGAAUCUUCCAUCUUAACUGACACAAACUCUGUGCUGGCAGUGCCCAGAGUGAUUGCCCAGGCUCACAUGGUGUAUGUAAUCACAGGCGGGUUGGGUGGACUGGGAUUAGAACUGGCUGGCUGGCUCAUCAGUCGUGGGGCCAAGAAGCUGGUGCUCACAUCUCGACGGGGUAUCACUACUGGUUAUCAGGCACUGUGUAUGCGGCGGUGGCUGAACUCUGGAGUGAGUGUGCGAGUAAUGACCCAGGAUGCCUCCACCCAUGCUGGAGCCACCAUACUACUGAAGAUGGCUGCUGAAGAGGGGCCUGUUGGUGGCAUCUUUCAUCUUGCUGUGGUACUGCAAGAUGCCCUACUGGAGAACCAGACGGCAGAGAUGUUCCAUGCUGUGAAUGCUGUUAAGGGUGAAGGAGCCCAGGCCCUUGAUGCUGCUUCCCGUACUCUGUGCCCUCACCUGCACAUCUGGGUGGCUUUUUCCAGUGUUACCUGUGGCAGGGGCAAUGCUGGUCAGACCAACUAUGGGUGGGCUAACAGUGUGUGCGAGAGAGUGGUGGAGCAGCGGGUGCAAGCUGGCCUUCCUGGGGUUGCUGUGCAGUGGGGUGGCAUUGGAGAGGUUGGCAUUCUCGCGAGCACCCUGGGUGAUGUGGAGGUUGGCGGGACAAAACCACAACCAGUACGUUCAGUGUUGGAGUGCUUGGAUGUGUUGUUCCUGAAUUCCUCUCCCAUAGUGUCCUCACUUUGUCCUCUCACCAAGAGCUCUGCCAAGACCGAUGCUAGUGGCAGCACAUCCCUCGUCAAAGCUGUUGCCAACAUCUUGGGGAUGAAGAAUGUUUCUAAGGCUCCCCUGGAUGUGACACUUGGAGACCUGGGCCUCGACAGUCUUAUGAGUGUGGAGGUGAAGCAGACACUAGAAAGAGAAGCUGACCUGGUCCUCACUGCACCUCAAGUCAGGGACCUCACGCUGCGGAUGCUUCAAGACAUGGACAAGCAAGCUGGCACAUCUGGACAGACAACAGCUGAUGGACCAGAUGUUUCAUCAGCCAAGAGUGCAGUUAAACCUAAGUUAGAAGAACUACAGGUGUUGCCUCAGCCAUGGCUUAUGCUGCCUUUAGUGGCGGAGAGCAGAGUGACAGUGCUGCGAGAGACUGGUAGCUCCCAUGUACCUCUGUUUCUAGCAGCUCCCAUACAAGGUACAGCUGUACCCCUCACUGAAGUUGCACAAGGGCUCGACCAACCAGUGUAUGGCUUGCAGUAUCCACCUGAUGUUUCCCAUCAGUCAAUUACAGACAUGGCAAAAGUGUUGGUACAGGAAUUGCAACAGUUGCAUCCUUCAGGAGAUUUUGCCAUUGGAGGCUAUUCCUUUGGUACUGCAGUAGCCCUUGAAAUGACUCGUCUUCUGGAAGCAGAGAAUCGCGUCCCAAUUUCAAUUGUUCUACUGGAUGGUUCUCAGUCUUACGUGUCUGGCAUUAUUAAAGGUUACAAAUCGAGACAUGUUUCCAGUGCUCCUGAUCAGGAGUCAAGCAGAGCAAACAAUGAAAUCCAAGACCAAGUAGAGAUGUUGAUUGUGUUUGCUAUGCAGUUCACGUCAGUGGACCCUACCACAUUAAAGAAGGCACUGCUGGGCUUGAAGUCCUGGGAUGAGCGGGUGAACCAGGUAGCUGAGUUGAUAACCCAAAAGAGAGCAGAGGCAGAUGUUGCUUUGCAUCAGAAUGAUCAACAGCAGGCAGUGAAGGCAGCAGAGUUGCUGUACAAGCGCUUGCUAGCUGGAAAUAAACACAAGGCAGACGGUUGUUUGACUCCUCCUACACUCCUGGUGCGUGCCAGAGACAACCUUCAGGCUGCUGCCCUUGGGCAUGACUAUGGCCUAGGCAAGAUCAUCGGUGGAACUCUGAAGAUCGAAGAAAUUGCUGGAACCCACGAGAGUUUUAUUUUGGGGAGCAGUGGUCGGCAGGUGGCCAGUCUCGUGCAAACUUUCCUACAAGAAGCGUCUUCUAUCACCCCACAUGAAGCUGAACACUAGUGAUAAGCUGUGGCUGUGUUCUGGUAAAUGUAAAAUUACCAGGAGUGAUCUGUGAUAUAAAUUUAGGCGAGUGGUAACGAAAUAAAAAAGGGGUAAAUGUAGGGCCAGAGAAGGAUAUUAUUCUGAUGUCUUUGGUUGUAAUGAAUACUUGAAGCUUUAGUAGGAUCUUUAAUAGAUAUUUUUGAACUGAUAAACAAUUCUCUAGUAUUAAAAUAAAUUGUUUAUUGCAAGCAAAGAUGAAAUAUAGCUUUAAUAGUUUCAGAAGUCUGCUUUGUGUCUUGUUUAUAUAUAUGUCUUUAUAUUCAUAGACAUCUCUUGUCAGAGAUUCGAAUAAAAUUGUUGUUGUUGUUUAUUUGAUAUACCUCAAACCUUAACCUGCAGUUUUAACUGAAGUUGAUUUAUCCCUGUAUAGUAUGUCUAUAUAUACUUGUAACUGUCCUAUGUUCCAAGCAUAGGAACUCAAAUGAAAAAUAUACUGAGUAUAUUCUUCACAAGAGGGUAGUUUGAGUAUAUUAGUAUGGCAUACAAAGCUACAGAAGUCAAUGUGCAUGGCACAGUAUUUUAUUUUUAAGUAUAAUUUAUUGUAGAUCUCUGUUAUGGCACUUACAUGUUGUUCCAGUAGUCAUUAAGUAAUGUUUUGGUAGGGUGAAUUAUCAAUUUCAGUAUUAAAUUUUGCAUCAUAAUGUAUAAGCAAUCUACAGUGUAUGGUGUCAAAUGUGAUUUUAUCAGUACUCUCAUAAACAUGUUGGAAUAUGUUAAGAGAGAGUUUUUAAUGUUCAUUCAUCUCCUCUGGUUUAGAGAAGAGUUGCAAUGCCAGCAAUGCAGCCAGUUAGUCGUUACUUUUUAGCAUAAGAAAGAUAAAAUCGUAUACCAGGGAACGUGUAUAUAUUUCUGGAUAUGCUACCUUAAACGUGUAAACAGGGAAAUAAUAUGACAUAUUGACAUAUGGUCAAUAACCAUGAUAAUACAAAGUGAACAUAUAUGUAGUCUUACAUAUCUCAUCCUUUAUAACUGUCCAUAUCUUCAGAUUGACACAGAUGUAUCUUUAUUUUGACUACCUAUAUUUUGUAAAAAUAAAUUAUGUAUCUCUAUUUUUAUUAUAUAGGGAUAUAAAAAGAUUUCAUAUAAAUGUGUGAAUUAGAGGGUUAAAAUUUGUAUUCAAGCCAUACUAAUACAUUUAUAUGAACCUACAUAUGUAUCCGUGCCAUGCUAAUGCAUUUAUAAAUUAAUUAUAUGUGCAUCCAUGUCAUACUAAUACAUUUAAAUUAAUUACAUACAUAUCUAUGGUAUACAUAAGUAUUUAAUUGAAUUACAUGUGUAUCCAUGCCAUACAAAUAUAUUUAAGUGAAUUAUAUACAUAUCUAUGUCGUACUAAUACAUUUAAAUGAAUUACAGUGUAUGUAUAUUUAUCUUUGUCGUACUGAUUCAUUUAAAUGACUUACAUAUGUAUCCAUGACAUAACAAGACAUUUAAAUGAACUUACAUCUUCACUUGCCAGUAACUUAACUAUUGUUUUAUAAAGAUUUUUGCCUGUAACAAGUGAAUAUUUCACUACAGAAUUAAAUAUUUUUUCCAUGUGUUCACAUUAAAUAUGCAAAAAAUA